Colletotrichum karsti is the source of this 1188-nucleotide messenger RNA. Its product is annotated as sirq protein. The transcript has 3 exons. The record is from RefSeq and is a predicted model, not a curated record. Bases 1 to 1188 code for a protein of 395 amino acids. Lineage: Eukaryota; Fungi; Ascomycota; Sordariomycetes; Glomerellales; Glomerellaceae.
AUGAGCGAACGCCACGCUCUCAUUUAUGGUGCUAGCGGUAUUACGGGAUGGUCCAUUACAAACGCCAUUCUUGGUGGUUAUCCGACUGAGAGUACAUUCACCUCCGUUACGGCUCUGACGAAUCGACCCUUGGCAAAGGAGGCAGCUCAGUGGCCACGCACUGAAACCCCACAACUCCACGUCGCAAGUGGUAUUGACAUCUUGACCUCAAGAGGCCAGGAAGGCCUGGAGGCGGAUCUUAGAGAUAAAGUGAAGAACAUCAGCCAGAUCAGUCAUGUCUACUUCUUCGCAUACAUCAUGGACACCGACCCGGCAAAAGAAUGUCGUAUCAACAAGGAACUUCUCAGAAGAGCUAUAAGCGCCGUCGAAAACCUCUCCUCGAGCCUCGAAUUUGUCGUCCUGCCGACCGGAACCAAAGCCUACGGUGUUCAUCUGCUCGAUCAGUUUCCCUUUUCACAGGACUUGCCACUUCGUGAGUCCUUGCCGCGGAUACCGGAGCCUUUUGCUUCCCAGAUGUUCUACUAUGACCAGACCGACAUGUUGUCGCAAAUGGCAAAGGGGAAGAACUGGAGCUGGUGUGAGAUCAUACCUGACAAUAUCAUCGGUUUCGUCCCUAACAACAACAUCUAUUGCUUGGCGCAAACCAUUGGCACAUACCUUUCGUUGUAUGCGGAGUUACACGAGAAGGGGGCCGAAUGCCCAUUUCCAGGCACCGAAAAGUCCUGGAACAACCUGAGCAGCGAGUGUAACCAAGACAUUAUCGCCAAAGUGUGCAUCUAUGCGUCUCUUCACCCAGAACAAACAUCCGAACAGCGAUACAACGUCGCAGACAACUCGCAGCCUUCGUCCUGGAGUAGAAAAUGGCCAGUCAUCUGCGAGUAUUUCGGUCUCGAGGGGACAGGACCUCCUGCACAGGGACAGGCACCUCAACCUGUGCAGUAUCUGUCGGAACACUUCGACGAAUGGAAAGAGCUGGAAAAGAAACACGGGCUUGUAACCGGUCGUGUCGCCAACAAUCGAAGCUUCGAAGGCUUCGCUGGCUUCAUCAUGUCCAUGCUCAACUUUGACCGACAUCUCGACGUUUCGAAAUGUCAUGAGAUGUGGGGUCCGAAAAAGGAGGAGAUUGAUACAAGGCAGUCCUGGUAUACGACUCUGGACAGGUUCAAAGAGGCCAGAAUCAUCCAUUAG